CCGCGGCACCUCGAAAUGUUCGGCAGCGCAGCCCGGAUGUGGUUCGGCCGCAGGCAGGCGACGAGGAGGGGGAGGGAGAGCACCGGCGAGAUCCUGAGGAAGCACCGGGAGAGGAUCCUGGCGGAGCUGGACGCCAGCGCGGCGCUGCCGGUCCUGCUGGCCCGGGAGGUGCUCUCCCCGGGGGAGUGCAGGGAGGUCCUGGGGCGCGGGGCCGGCAGGGAGAGGGGGGAGGUGCUGCUGGACCUGCUGGCGGUCAGGGGUCCUGACGCUUUCUGCGCUCUGUGCUCCGUCCUCGAAGAGGUGUGUCCUCAUUUGCUUACCUGUUUUCUGCUGGACUGCACAGGCAGCGUUCCCGCGGGGACGACUCCGGCGGCGAAGCCCAGGAAGGAGGAAGGCAGGAUGUCGCCCCACAACCAGGAGCCUUUCCAGCCGCGGGAGUGCGGAGCGAUACAGCCGCCGCCUCCUCCUCCCGCCACCGCGGCGGGCGAGACCUCCUGUGACCCCAGGGUGACUCCGAGCUCAGAUACCUCCAAUGCAGCUGCCUCCUCGGGGAGCCAGGGUAAACCUUCCCUCAGACGGAUCAAGGGCCGAAUCCACAGAAGCAAAAGCCUUGACAGCAUCGAGCUGCUGGACUCCAAUAGUGCAGCGAUGGAGGAAACGGUGAUAUGGGAACAGCACACUGUGACCCUUCACAGGGCGCCAGGGUUUGGAUUUGGGAUUGCAAUUUCGGGUGGUCGGGAUAACCCUCAUUUUCAGAGCGGCGAAACCUCCAUCGUGAUCUCAGAUGUGCUGAAAGGAGGUCCAGCCGAGGGUCUGUUACAGGAAAAUGACCGAGUGGUCAUGGUUAAUGCUGUUUCCAUGGAUAAUGUAGAGCAUGCGUACGCAGUCCAGCAGCUACGGAAAAGUGGGAAGAAUGCAAAAAUAACGAUAAGAAGGAAGCGGAAGGUGCAGAUCCCGGUGUCCCGCCCGGAGCGCGAGACCAUGUCGGAACACGAGGACGACAGCUACGAGGACGAGGUUUACGAGGAGAGGAGUGCGCGCAGUGGCCCCAGCGCCUACAGCGGGGGGCGGAGGAGUGAGAGAAGCGGGGGCCGGAGGGACAGGAGUGCCAGCAGAGAGAGAAGCCUGUCACCCCGGUCGGACAGGAGGUCUGUGGCCUCUAACCUGCCACCGAGGCCAGCUAAAGUCACUUUGGUGAAGUCGAGAAAAAAUGAAGAAUAUGGCUUACGCUUGGCAAGCCACAUUUUUGUGAAAGAUAUUUCUCCUGAGAGCUUAGCAGCAAGAGAUGGCAAUAUCCAGGAGGGAGAUGUUGUACUGAAAAUUAAUGGCACAGUGACAGAAAACCUGUCCUUGAUAGAUGCUAAGAAGCUCAUUGAAAGGUCAAAGGGCAAGUUGAAGAUGGUGGUUCAGAGAGAUGAGCGAGCUACCUUGCUGAACAUCCCAGAUCUGGACGACAGCGUUGCUUCUGCAAAUGCUUCAGAUCGAGAUGACAUCUCAGAAAUUCAUUCACUGGCAUCAGACCAUUCCAACCGAUCCCAUGACAGAAACCGCAGCAGUCGCUCCCGAUCUCCUGACAGGAGGUCAGAGCCGUCAGACCAUUCCAGACAUUCUCCACAGCAAAUCAGCAAUGGCAGCCUCAGAAGUCGGGAUGAAGAGAGAAUUUCAAAACCUGGGGCGAUAUCAACUCCUAUUAAAAUCGCUGAAGAAGCUGUAAUUUCAAAGCCAGUUGAGCAGCCUGUGGUCAAAGAAGAAAAACAGAUCCCUCCUCUGCCAGAGCCGAAGCCUGUGUACGCUCAGCCUGGCCAGCCGGAUGUCGAUCUCCCUGUGAGCCCCUCGGAUGCCCCUAUCCCCAAUGCAGCACAUGACGAUGGCAUGCUCCGACCAAGCAUGAAGCUCGUGAAGUUUAAGAAGGGGGAGAGUGUGGGGUUGCGCCUGGCGGGGGGCAAUGACGUGGGGAUAUUCGUGGCUGGUGUGCUGGAAGACAGUCCUGCUGCGAAAGAAGGCUUGGAGGAGGGCGAUCAGAUACUCAGGGUAAACAAUGUUGACUUCGCAAAUAUAAUCAGAGAGGAGGCAGUUCUGUUUCUCCUUGAUCUUCCCAGAGGUGAAGAGGUGACCAUUUUGGCUCAGAAAAAGAAAGACGUUUACAGAAGAAUAGUAGAGUCGGAUGUAGGGGAUUCUUUCUACAUCAGGACCCACUUUGAAUAUGAAAAAGAGUCUCCUUACGGACUGAGUUUCAACAAGGGAGAGGUGUUCCGUGUGGUUGAUACUCUGUAUAAUGGAAAGCUGGGCUCGUGGCUGGCAAUACGCAUUGGCAAAAACCACCAGGAAGUUGAAAGAGGAAUCAUUCCUAACAAAAACAGAGCUGAGCAGCUGUCCAGCGUUCAGUACACGCUUCCCAAGACGGCGGGAGGGGACCGUGCGGACUUCUGGCGAUUCCGUGGCCUUCGCAGUUCCAAGAGGAACCUCAGGAAAAGUCGUGAGGACCUUUCUGCACAGCCUGUUCAGACCAAGUUCCCGGCUUACGAGCGGGUCGUGCUCCGAGAAGCUGGGUUCCUCCGGCCAGUGGUUAUCUUUGGCCCCAUUGCUGACGUGGCUCGUGAGAAGCUGGCCAGGGAGGAGCCUGAAAUAUUUGAGCUGGCAAAGAGUGAACCGAGGGACGCAGGAACUGAUCAGAGAAGUUCUGGCAUCAUACGUCUCCACACUAUAAAACAGAUCAUUGACAGAGAUAAGCAUGCAGUGUUGGACAUCACCCCCAAUGCAGUGGACAGGCUGAACUAUGCUCAGUGGUAUCCAAUUGUAGUGUUCCUGAACCCAGAUAGUAAGCAGGGAGUUAAAAACAUGAGAACGAGGCUGUGCCCAGAAUCAAGAAAGAGCGCCAGGAAGCUUUAUGAACGUGCCCUUAAGCUGAGGAAAAACAACCACCAUCUUUUCACAACUACUAUCAAUAUGAAUUCUAUGAACGAUGGAUGGUAUGGAGCACUAAAGGAGACUGUACAGCAGCAGCAGAACCAGUUGGUAUGGGUCUCGGAAGGCAAGGCGGAUGGUGCUCCUGAUGACGACCUGGACUUGCACGAUGACCGGCUGUCCUACCUUUCCGCCCCGGGAAGCGAGUACUCCAUGUACAGCACUGACAGUCGGCACACGUCUGACUACGAGGACACGGACACUGAGGGAGGUGCCUACACCGACCAAGAGCUGGACGAGACUCUCAACGACGAAGUGGGGCCGCCAGCCGAGCCAGCCAUUACCAGAUCUUCGGAGCCGGUGCGUGAUGAUCCGUCUGUUCUCCAGGAUCCUCAGGGAUACCCAUCUUACCAGCACUCAGUGCAGGCUGAUGUGCCCAACCGGAUAGACCCAGCAGGAUUCAAGAUGCCAGCACCACAGCAGAAAACAGAGGCUGUUCCCGCCAUGCCUAACCUACCCCAUCAACCUGAGCCUAUUGCUGUUGUGACAGCGCCAUCUGCUGUUGACCACUCUGUAUAUGCACCUGAGGAGCCUCCUGCUGCUCCUCUCAGCAGCUACAGCCCCCAGGCUGGUCCACUUAGGAAGCCUGCCCCUGAGCUAGCUCAGGCAAUGCCAAAUGAUCCCCAUCAAUCUGGACUGCCCAUUACAGAACCAAAGAUGUUUAAGAAAGAUCUUUAUGGUAUGGAAGAGCCAGCAAGGCAGAAUCAUGGCAUGAAGCAGCCCGUCGUAGGCCAUCCCAUGCAGAGAUAUGACAAAGAACAACCUCUGAACUACGAGCCACAGCCUCAGUACCAGGAUGAACAGCCAUACAGAGAUUACGAUCAUCCGCCAUACAGAUACGAUUCUGCGGGCAAUUACAUGGAACCAAAGUCUCGCAGCUAUGACUCGCACCUACACUAUGAAAACCGAGUGCCUCACUACGACGAUCAGUGGUCACACUAUGAUCAAAACCCUCCUCAGGCUUAUACGGCCCGAACUCCGUACGAGAACCAGCACCCCCAGAGCUAUGAACCUAGGCCCCCCUAUGAGGAGAGUGCAGAGCGUGAGUACAGCCCCACUCAGCCUCGUUAUGAAGAGUCACCCACUGUAGGAUAUGAUAGUCGGCCGCGCUAUGAGCCACCAGCAAAAAGCUACGGCAAGCCUCUUCAGCCACGUUACGAAGAGCAGCCUCCCGUUGGCUAUGAAGCGCGCCCCAGGUAUGAGCCUGAGCCGCAUGCCUUCCCCCCUCCUGUCUCCCGGUCGCCCGAACCCAAGCAGUACUACGACCCUCAGGUCAGGCCCUAUGCUCAAGGGCCCCAGCGGCCGUAUAAAUUAGGACAGUACGAGCCUCCGCUAAAUGCAGAGCCUCCCCUGCCGCCACCGCCACAGGUGCAGCCUAAAUCAGAAGUUCCACCUGUGUCCAGUAAACCGCUGCCCCCGCCACCGGCAGCUGACCAGGAUGACGACCCAGCCAUGAAGCCGCAGUCGGUGCUCACCAGAGUCAAGAUGUUUGAGAACAAGAGGUCAGCAUCUGUGGACCGGGCCAGGGAGGCUGGGGACUCUGCUGUCAUCAAGCCUGCUGAAGCUGCCCCUAAGCCUGUGAUUGGCCCAGGCCCAGUUCCUAAGGCCAACUCUCUGAGCCACCUGGACCAGGAGAAGACUUCAUACAGGGGCCCAGAGCCACAGAAACCUCAGGUCAAGGCCCCGGAGGAUAUUGUGCGCUCUAACCACUAUGAUCCUGACGAGGAUGAGGAGUAUUACAGGAAGCAGCUCUCCUACUUUGAUCGAAGGACCUUCGAUAACAAGCCUGCUCCACAGCAGUCUGUCAGCCGCCUCCUUGACCCAGUCAAGCCAGCACAGCCCAACUACUCUUCCAGGGGUGAGGCUGUGGAGAAAGUGAGUCCUGCAGAGAAGAGAUAUGAACCUGUGCCUCAGAUUACUCCACCUGCAUCUCAGUAUGGUCAGCCAGUGCAGACGCGGCCGGCCCCUUCUGUUCCCCCAGCAGUCCUGCCCAAACCGCUGGCCCCCGAAGUCAACCCUCUGCCUUUGGAGGCUCUCAGCACCCCCAAGUGCAAGCCAGAGCCCCCUUCCUUGCAGACCGCACCCACAUCUCUGAGGCCCAGCAACCGUGAAGACACUGUCCAGUCCAGCUACCUUCCUCAGAAGAGUUUCCCUGAAAAGGCCCCUGUUAAUGGCACUGACCAGCCUUCCAAACCAGUCGCAACCAGCUACAACCGCUUCACCCCUAAACCCUACACCAGCUCCGCCCGGCCAUUUGAGCGCAAAUUUGAGAGCCCGAAAUUUAACCACAACCUCUUACCCAAUGACACUCAGCAGAAGCCAGAGCCUCUGGUGAAGCCAGUGAGCACUGCCCCUCCACCUCCCUCCAAGCCCCAGAGCUCACCACAGUCUGCAGAGCAGGACAGCGGCCUGGACACCUUUUCGCGGCCAGUAGAAAACCGGCCCAAAUACCAGCAAAACAACAUCGGUGCUGUGCCCAAGGCUAUCCCAGUCAGCCCCAGUGCACUGGAGGAUGACGAGGAGGAUGAAGGACACACUGUGGUGGCUACGGCUCGAGGGGUCUUCAACAGCAAUGGUGGCGUCCUGAGUUCCAUUGAGACGGGGGUCAGUAUCAUCAUUCCACAAGGAGCCAUUCCUGAGGGAGUAGAGCAGGAGAUCUAUUUUAAAGUGUGCAGAGACAACAGCAUCCUCCCUCCCUUAGACAAGGAGAAAGGAGAGACUCUGCUCAGCCCUCUGGUGAUGUGUGGCCCUCAUGGUCUGAAGUUCCUGAAGCCUGUGGAGCUCCGCUUGCCUCACUGUGCGUCAAUGACCCCUGAUGGUUGGUCUUUUGCUCUAAAAUCCUCCGACUCCUCGUCGGGUGACCCAAAGAGCUGGCAGAACAAAUCCCUUCCUGGAGACCCUAACUAUCUUGUUGGAGCAAACUGUGUCUCUGUUCUCAUUGACCACUUUUGAAGCGGGGAAGCAGCUGGUCUGUUGGAUGUGAAAACUGGGAUUUUGAGUCCUUUGACUGGGACUAAACCACUUAAUGAAGUAUUAACUGCUCUCUCAGACAUUGUUUACUAUACUUACAGGAAGGCAGUGUUCAAGUUCUCUUUUAAGUGCUGUUUGUCUAGGUGCUUAAAAGUUUGCAAAGAACUAGACUCUUGAACCAUUGUUCAAAUGCAUGCCCAGUGCCAGAAAUUUUUGAAUCACAUUUUAAGCCAAGUUUCCUAGUUAACUGCUUUUGUGAUGAUUUCCAUAAAUUAGAAGGUUAUUAAAGGGGAAGUGGAAGUAAGUUGAAAUUGUAUCAAUAGCAUUUUUAUUGCUAUUAGAUUGACAAAGUGACUGUGACUGUGGUCACUUAAGAGAUUGUGGAGGCUUUGGCAGACUCCACCUCUGACGAGUUUUGACGUAGGCAAGCAUCUUAAAAUGUUUAAAAGGCUGACAGUUGUGAAUGGUUUUUCAAAUACAGCUUAUACUUGUAACAGGCUGUAUUGUUUUGGCUUAGCAUUAAUCAUUUUACAGCAUUUUACCUUAGAGCAUACUGUUUUUUUAAUAGCAUUGGAACUCUCCCAUUUUAAAGGGAACUAUGCAUGUGCUAUGACUAUGGUUCAGGUGCCUGCUCAAACUUGUACAUUUACUCUCACUCUUAUAUUAACAAGCAGGGAUGCCUUACCCUUAUUCACUUUUAUUUUGAAGUUUAUAUAUUUUUCUUUACUUAGGGACAUUUGAUUUUUUAAGUUAUGAUGAUGAUAAAUUAUGAAAGAAGGUAUCUUUUUCCAUUGUUGACCCAUUGUAUAAAGUGAACUUGGGUUUAGCACACAAGAACAAUAGAGGCUGAUGAAGGUAUGCUUUCUUUUUUCGCUAUGCAUUUGAUUAAAAACAAGAUGCUGAAAGUUUGGCUGUACAUACUGCUAGUAUUUCGCCUUGGUUCUUGGUUUGUAAAUGAACUUUUGUAUGUCUUUGUUAUUUUGUAUAAAACUAAACUGAAAAAAUGGUUUCUCAGAAAAGAAUAUCUUUGUAUUCUGGUAUACCCUUGAGCCUUGGAACUUGUAACUUAGCAGUAAUCCAACUUUUCUACCAAUAUAUACACCCGCACUACAUAAACAUUUUUAUCUGUCACAGAACUUUUUAUGCUUAUUUACAAAACAAAGUGCUUGGUUUAAGAGAAUUUCAAAUUCUGUACUUUAAAGGGUCAGCUUUGAGAAGUGUUCCCUUCAGUAAUUUGUGAUACUGGAUGCUGUACUGUGUGCCCUAAAAUGUAUUUUUGUACUAAUAGACAAUUUAUUAUGGCACAGCAGUACUAUUUUCUUUAGAUAUUAUAACACUGCUUAAAUCCGAUAUUAACUCUUCACGUGUGGCUGACUUUUUUUCAUUUUCUUUAUUUUCUUUGCAACACAUUUCUAAGUAUACCACUGUAUGACUUAAUAAAAUCAUUUUUAAAGAAAAAAGAACUUAUUUUUUU
Molecule: messenger RNA, 7408 nt
Organism: Lepisosteus oculatus (spotted gar)
Lineage: Eukaryota; Metazoa; Chordata; Actinopteri; Semionotiformes; Lepisosteidae
Source: RefSeq, a predicted model, not a curated record